AUGCAGCGACCGGCUGGUCUGUAUGAGGCGGGCCGCAGCGAGUACAACGCUUCCUUUUUCCCCGUUCAGCAGCAAGGAAGCCAGAGAGAAGGGGGGGCAUUCAGUAGCGCUGCUGGAGCCACACAAAACGCAGAGAGGUUUGCUGCUGAUCAGCAACAAGCAGCAGCAGGGGCACCAUCAAUGUAUGCUCAAGGAGAAGAUGGCCCCGUACAGCAACAGUCUCCCCCGUAUUUCUACUGGCGAGAUUUCUUCUUCUGGACAGAACUCAGCAGAGAGUGUUUCUUAGACGGAGAGAUUCAACUUUCUAGUUUGUGGGUGGUGCUGCAUGCAGCAGCAUUGCUCGGUGGCCGGGGCUUCCUCAAGUCUCGCGCUGCUGUACACGUUGCUGCUGCGGACUGA
This is a messenger RNA of Eimeria mitis, 399 nucleotides long. RefSeq lists its product as uncharacterized. Lineage: Eukaryota; Apicomplexa; Conoidasida; Eucoccidiorida; Eimeriidae. The transcript has a single exon. The record is from RefSeq and is a predicted model, not a curated record. Bases 1 to 399 code for a protein of 132 amino acids.